UUUUGAGUUGUGUGUUGUGUUGUUGAUGUUGUGUAUUUACUUUUUUCAAUCAAAGUUUUAACUAUUACAUUCUUUAUAAUUAAAAUCGUUGUUUACUGUGUUUUUAAAACAUUUUGAAUCCAUUUCAUUAUACAUAUUGUUUUAGCACUUCAUUGAAGUGCAAUUUUCUUCUAUAGACAAAUUAGAAUGACAUGUUUGAUGAUGGAUUAUGAAUUUAAAAUGAAAACACAGAAUGAGAGGGUAAAGGUAGAAGACUUAUUUGAUUAUGAGGGUUGCAAAGUUGGAAGAGGUACGUAUGGACACGUUUAUAAAGGCAGACGAAAGGACGGAAGUGAUAGUAAAGAUUAUGCUUUAAAACAAAUAGAGGGUACAGGAUUAUCCAUGUCUGCCUGUAGAGAAAUAGCAUUAUUACGAGAAUUAAAGCAUGCUAAUGUGAUAAACUUAAUAAGAGUGUUUUUAUCCCACAAUGAUAGAAAAGUGUGGCUUCUAUUUGAUUUUGCGGAGCAUGAUUUGUGGCAUAUUAUCAAAUUUCAUAGAGCUGCGAAGGCUAACAAGAAGCCAGUGAUGGUACCAAAAGGUAUGGUCAAAUCUCUGCUAUAUCAAAUUUUGGAUGGCAUCCAUUAUCUUCAUUCUAAUUGGGUUCUUCAUAGAGAUCUCAAACCAGCAAAUAUUCUUGUGAUGGGUGAAGGACCUGAGAGAGGAAGGGUUAAAAUUGCUGACAUGGGAUUUGCAAGACUCUUUAAUGCUCCUUUAAAGCCAUUGGCUGAUUUGGAUCCUGUGGUGGUAACUUUUUGGUAUAGGGCACCAGAACUUCUUUUAGGUGCCAGACAUUAUACAAAAGCUAUUGAUAUAUGGGCAAUCGGCUGCAUCUUUGCAGAGCUUCUUACUUCUGAACCAAUUUUCCAUUGUCGUCAAGAGGAUAUUAAGACAAGUAAUCCUUACCAUCAUGAUCAGUUAGAUAGGAUAUUCAAUGUUAUGGGAUUCCCACAUGAAAAAGACUGGGAGGACAUCAAGAAGAUGCCCGAGCAUCCAACUUUACUGAAAGACUUUAAGAAAGCGAACUACGUGAACUGCUCUCUUAUCAAAUAUAUGGACAGGCAUAAGAUUAAGCCUGAUAGUAAAGCUUUCCAUUUACUCCAAAAAUUAUUGUUAAUGGAUCCAAACAAAAGAAUUACGUCAGAGCAAGCUAUGCAGGAUCCAUAUUUUACCGAGGAACCAUUACCGACGCAAGAUAUUUUUGCAGGUUGUCCAAUUCCGUAUCCAAAACGUGAGUUCCUGACUGACGACGACCAAGAAGAAAAAUCAGACACAAAAAGACAAAAUCAGCAACAGCAACAACAACCGACCCAGCAACAGCAACAACCUUCUCAACAGCAACAGUCCAGUCAGCAAGAUAGUCACAAUUCUGCGAAGCGAGUUAGGUUAUCGGGGCCGCAAGGUCACCCUGGACCAGUAAACCCACAGCAAAUUCCUAUUUCCCAACAACAAGAAUUUCAUCAACAACAGAUGAUGUACAACAACGGGUCUCAGCAGCAGCAACAAAAUUUCCAGCAGAGGUUUUAAAUUAAUAUUGUAGUAAAAAUUACUUACUAAAGUAAAUUAUUCUUAAACAUUUUUAUAUUAACGUGUAUGCAAUAAAUUAUUUAUUUAGUUUUA
Messenger RNA from Diabrotica virgifera virgifera (western corn rootworm), 1656 nucleotides. RefSeq names its product cyclin-dependent kinase 8 (gene Cdk8). Gene Ontology annotation, molecular function: cyclin-dependent protein serine/threonine kinase activity; RNA polymerase II CTD heptapeptide repeat kinase activity; ATP binding. Gene Ontology annotation, biological process: protein phosphorylation. NCBI's taxonomy places the organism in Eukaryota, Metazoa, Arthropoda, Insecta, Coleoptera, Chrysomelidae. The record is from RefSeq and is a predicted model, not a curated record. The transcript is spliced from 7 exons. Bases 187 to 1563 code for a protein of 458 amino acids. Gene Ontology annotation, cellular component: mediator complex; nucleus.